UUGCUUUUGGAUGGCAAUGACAUGGAGGAGAUUCCGUUCCGUAAGGUCAGGACAAGAAGGAAGAAGUGUCCCUACGCCCCGGCCUCUGCUCUGGACACGGUCAGCUGCGAAGACGAGUUUGACUGCAAGGAGCUGGAGUUACUGUUCCAGAAUUACAACCUGAAGCUGGAGCAGACGGCGACCCUCAAAGCUUUGGCCAUCCUCAUCAUCAUGACAGCCACUCUGGCCAUGGUGGAGUUAAUGUCCGGCCCGCGGCUGACCAUCUCCAAAGGCUCUCACCCGGUUCACUGCAUCAUCUUCAUCUCACUGUUUAUCAUCACGAACGUCAAGUAUCUCCAGGUCACCCAGCUCCAGCAGAUCGUCAAGCUGAGCCUGCUCUUCGCCUUCACCUCCUCCUUCCUCUGCUGUCCCUUCUCGCUCGGAACCUAUGGCUUGGAGCCGCCGACCUCCCCGGAGCACGGCAUGUGGCAGCUGAUGUUGGUCACUUUUGUCGCCUACUCGCUGCUGCCCGUUCGGACCUUGCUGGCCAUCAUCUUUGGCCUGAUGGUGGCCGUUUCCCACAUCAUAGUUACCGCCACCUCGGUGACAUCCAGAAGGUCACGACUCUGGCGUACGCUUGUGGCCAACGCUGUUCUGUUUGCCAGUGUGAACGUGUCCGGAGUGUUUGUGAGAAUCCUGACGGAGAGAGCCCAGAGGAAAGCCUUUCUACAGGCGAGGAACUGCAUCGAGGAACGGCUUCGGCUGGAAGAUGAAAACGAGAAGCAGGAAAGACUUUUAAUGAGCCUUUUGCCUAGAAAUGUGGCAAUGGAGAUGAAGGAAGAUUUCCUGAAGCCUCCUGAAAGGAUAUUUCAUAAAAUAUAUAUCCAAAGACAUGACAAUGUCAGCAUCUUGUUUGCCGAUAUUGUGGGUUUUACCAGUUUGGCUUCACAGUGCACCGCACAGGAACUUGUCAAGCUUUUAAAUGAACUCUUCGGCAAGUUUGAUGAAUUAGCCACGGAGAAUCAUUGUCGAAGGAUUAAAAUACUUGGGGAUUGCUAUUAUUGUGUAUCAGGUCUUACUCAGCCAAAAACCGACCACGCUCAUUGUUGUGUUGAAAUGGGAUUAGACAUGAUUGACACAAUCACGUCUGUAGCUGAAGCCACUGAAGUUGAUCUCAACAUGCGUGUGGGUCUGCAUACCGGGAGAGUGCUGUGUGGGGUCCUUGGUCUCCGCAAGUGGCAGUAUGAUGUUUGGUCCAAUGAUGUUACUCUGGCUAAUGUAAUGGAAGCUGGUGGUCUACCUGGAAAGGUUCAUAUAACAAAGACCACCUUGGAGUGCCUGAAUGGAGAUUAUGAAGUUGAAGCAGGAUAUGGGCACGAGAGAAACAGUUUCCUUAAAAAGCAUAACAUUGAAACCUUCUUCAUCGUGCCCUCUCAUCGAAGGAAAAUUUUUCCUGGAUUGAUUCUCUCAGAUAUAAAACCAGCAAAGAGGAUGAAAUUUAAAACCGUCUGUUACUUACUUGUUCAACUUAUGCAUUGUCGGAAGAUGUUCAAAGCUGAAAUCCCCUUUUCCAAUGUGAUGACAUGUGAGGAUGAUGAUAAGAGAAGAGCAUUGAGGACAGCAUCUGAAAAAGUCAGGAAUCGAUCAUCUUUUUCUACAAAUGUUAUACACAACACUCCAGGAACGCGAGUGAAUCGAUACAUCAGCCGAUUAAUUGAAGCUCGGCAAACAGAGUCUGAAAUGGCAGAUUUACACUUUGUUACUUUAAAGUACAAACAAACUGAAAGGGAGCAGAAAUAUCAUCAACUUCAUGAUGAAUAUUUUACCAGUGCAGUCAUCCUCUCAUUGAUACUUGCUGCCUUAUUUGGCCUUCUGUACCUUCUCAUAAUACCACAGAGCACCGUGGUCCUUGUCCUCCUGGUAUUCUGCAUUUGUUUCCUGGUUGCUUGUAUUAUGUAUCUCCAUGUCACUCGAGUGCAGUGUUUUCCAGGGUGCCUGACAAUACAAAUUCGAACCAUUAUCUGCGUCUUCAUAGUAAUCUUAACUUAUUCUGUGGCCCAGGGAUGUGUGGUUGGCUGCAUGCCUUGGCUAUGGACUACCAACUCGAGCAGCUCCAUUGUUAUUAUUGCCGCCGAUGGGCUUAAUAAAACGAUGGCUGAAUUGCCCUGUGAUGCAGCCCAUUAUGCUUUUCUUGCUUGUGUUGUUGGAACACUAAGUCUUGCGAUAUUCUUGCGCAUAUCUUCAUUACCAAAAAUGAUCCUACUUUUCAUUGUCACUAUUUUGUAUAUAGUAGUUUUUGAGAUUAGUGGAUACAGAAGAGCAAUGGGACGUGGCUCGUUUUAUAUAAGAGGAUAUGAAUCCAUUUUGGCAAUCCUACUUUUCUCUUGUGCACUUGGACUUCACUCCAGACAACUGGACCUAAAGUUGCGUUUAGACUACCUCUGGGCAGCACAGGCUGAAGAAGAGAGAGAUGAUAUGGAACGGGUAAAGCUUGAUAACAAACGAAUUCUCUUCAAUUUACUCCCAGCACAUGUUGCGCAACAUUUUUUGUUGUCCAAUCCACGAAAUAUGGACCUCUAUUACCAGUCUUAUUCACAAGUGGGCGUGAUGUUUGCCUCAAUUCCCAAUUUUAAUGACUUUUAUAUUGAGCUAGAUGGUAAUAACAUGGGAGUUGAAUGCUUGCGUCUCUUGAAUGAAAUAAUAGCCGACUUUGAUGAGUUAAUGGACAAGGAAUGCUAUAAGGAUAUAGAGAAAAUCAAAACAAUCGGCAGCACUUACAUGGGAGCAGUUGGCCUUGUACCCACAACUGGAACAAAGGCAAAGCGAUCAAUUUAUUCCCACCUGAGUACACUGGCAGAUUUUGCAAUAGAAAUGUUUGACGUUCUAGAUGAAAUCAACUAUCAAUCAUACAAUGACUUUGUCUUAAGAGUUGGUAUAAAUGUUGGACCUGUAGUGGCAGGUGUGAUUGGAGCAAGACGACCACAGUAUGACAUCUGGGGAAACACUGUAAAUGUUGCCAGCAGAAUGGAUAGUACAGGGGUUCAAGGCAAAAUUCAAGUAACUGAAGAUGUCCAUCGAAUGCUCAACAAACACAACUACGAGUUUGUCUGUCGGGGCAAAGUCAGUGUAAAAGGAAAAGGAGAAAUGCUGACAUAUUUCCUUGAAGGAAAAGUGAAUGAGAAUCCACAAAUAAGCUCAACAAAUUUAGUGAGAAAAUUAUAUCCAGAUGGAAGAGCAAAGAUAGCGGCAAGCUGUCCCUCAGUGUCCUCAGUAGCCAACUUCACAGUAAAAGCUGGACUUGGAGCACUUCAAGCCUCUACAAUGCAAACAAAUCAAUCUGUGCAUUUUGUUCCACCCAUACCAAUUGUUGAACAAGCAUAAUGGAUUUCGACAUAAAAAUGAAGUUGACAUUUUGAGCUGGUAUGUGGGUGAAAAGCAAUUAAUGAUGGCAGGAUGCAAUGAUCUUUCCAAAAGAUUUUGGCACUUGGAAGUCAGGCACUAAAGAGAGGAAUGUUUGCCUGGAGCAAUCCCCAGGAGGCUGUUGGUUAUCAGCGUCAAGAAUCGCUGCGAUUGAACCAAAGAUUAAACUUUGGAUGUUGUUACAAAAUACAAUUCUUGGAAUGGCAAAUUAAGGGCUAACUAUCUGUUAGAAGAAGCAAAGAGCUACAUUAUUGGCAUAGAGAAUUAUCUUUCUAAAUAAAGAAUAUUAGAAAUCUGAAUCAAACUUAACUAGUUUGUACAUUUUAAAGUUUCUGCAUGUUUUCUAAAUGUACAGAACACAUUUUACCACAUGACUUUUGAGUUAUAAAAUUAGUACUCAUUUUUACUUCAGUGGCCAAUAGAUGAUUCUAAGUAUUAUGAAAAUAUUUGUGUAAUAUUGCCUUAUUUGUUUUCGUUUUCAAAUAUCUAUAGCAUUUUCAAAGUCUGCCUUUUUCAUAUCAUACACUGUAUUUAUUGUAUGUAAUUUCUGUAAAUAAUUUUAUUAAUUAUACAGUAUGGAUCGUGUAUGACAUUGAAAAAGCACAUGCCAGGUGAAUAUUUCAUUAAAUUUUUAUAACAGAGUUUUACUUAAGUAAGUAUAACUACUACAUGCUUUAAAAGUUGCAGUGUUCCUUCUUUUGUCCACCAUAACUUAUAUUCAGACCUAUCAAAUAUCAAAGCUAUGGAACUCCCAUGAAAUAUAGGUAACCUUUGCCAAAAGGUUACUAGUAGUUUACAGUGACAGAGCACUUGCUGAAUGGUGAAAACCUUUCUGUACCAUUUUGUCCCCAAGUACCAUAACUAUUACUCUGUAGCAAUAAAACUCAGCUGUAAUAAUAUAUAUUGAACAAACUGUAGAGAUUACAGAAUGUUAAUGGGUUUAUCCUGCACUACCGACGUCUGAUACUUCCACAAUCUAGUCAAUGUAAGGCAUCAUCUAAGGAAGACUGCAGCUCAACAGGUGAGAGAAGCAGGUUGGGGACUGUAACAUUUUUCAAACGCUGUGGCCUCUGUAUUAUGUAAAAUGUUUUACAGACCAUUUAUUUUAUGCUUUAUCACACAAAUGAAAACACUGCUAUGUGUUUAUGUGUUUUUUUAAACUGUAAUUAGCUUGCUAAUUUUCCAUAUUUAAAUACGGGUCUAUUUUUAUGUGCAUAUUGAAUAUUGUAGAAUAUCUUUCAGUCUCUUUUGGAACUGUAAGAAUGACCUAAGGAAUCAAAUAUUUGUCCUACCUUUUAUGUUAAAAGUGGAUAAUAUUCAUGGAAAUGUUAAAUGUGAAUGUAAAUUUCUAAUUAUAACUUUUAUACUGAGUGUUUGCACUAUUAUAAUUUCUUCUGAGUCCUAUAAAAAAGUAAAGAAAAA
Molecule: messenger RNA, 4821 nt
Organism: Carcharodon carcharias (great white shark)
Lineage: Eukaryota; Metazoa; Chordata; Chondrichthyes; Lamniformes; Lamnidae
Product: adenylate cyclase type 1-like
Exons: 20
Coding region: 22-3360 (1112 amino acids)
Biological process (GO): cAMP biosynthetic process; intracellular signal transduction; adenylate cyclase-activating G protein-coupled receptor signaling pathway
Cellular component (GO): plasma membrane
Molecular function (GO): adenylate cyclase activity
Source: RefSeq, a predicted model, not a curated record